CAUCAUUAUGAUUAUGAAUCAAUUUGUUUGAUUAAAAGUACCGUUUCCAAUGGUGAUGAAUCAAAUUCUUGGAACAUUGAAACUAUUCUUACAGCGAUAGGCCAAAUUUUGCCUAUAUAGUUGUUGUUGUGUAGGUGUUCCAAACAACAACAGCCAAAAAACAGUGACUGAAUGUUGGAACCAUAAUUCGACAUCGAUGGCAUUGUUUUGUUUAGAAAUGGCCAAUACUGAUAGCCAUGAUGAAUCAAAUACGAAAAAUUCAUUAUUCACUGAAGAUGAUGUUGUCCAUUCAAUUGAUAAAACAAAUUCCACUCAUUAUCCAAUCAUAUUUGGAUCUAAUUAUGAUGUAAAAAUUGGCUGUCUUAUCGAACAUUUACAUCCAUUCGAUACAAGUAAAUGGAGUAAAGUUGCUAGCUUCAUACAAGAAUCAUUGAAUCAUAAUAUUGAUUAUAUUGAACCUGUACAACCAAUUUCAAAUGAUGAAUUACGAUUAGUUCAUAGUGAACAAUUUAUACGAAAUAUUCGAUCACGAAGAAAUGUGGUUCAUACAUCGGAAUGUUUUAUACUGUAUUUUUUACCAUUCAAUUGGAUCGAUCAACGUAUCAUAAGGCCAUUAAGAUUUCAGACUUCUGGUACAAUAAUGGCUGCAUGUUGGUCAUAUCAGAAUCAUUUGUCAUCAAUUAAUCUUGGUGGUGGUUUUCAUCAUUGUACAGCCAAUCGUUCGGCUGGUUUUUGUUUUUUUGCUGACAUCACAUUAGCCAUACGUAAUAUAUGGUCAGCUUGUGUAGCUGAUGAUCGACCAUUGAUGCCUAUUUUGAUUGUCGAUUGUGAUGCACAUCAAGGUAAUGGAUAUGAACGUGAUGUACUUGCAAUGACUAAUGAUGAAAAAAAACUCAUCUACAUAUUGGAUAUGUUUAAUCCACUAAUCUAUCCACGUGAUGAAAUGGCUAAAAAAGCCAUCAAUCGUGAGAUACAUAUUGGUUAUCGUACUAAUGAUGAAAAUUAUAUCAAACUUCUUGAUUUCCAUCUGAAUGCCAUUAUUGAAUCUGAUCAUUUCAAACCUGGUUUAAUAAUCUAUAAUGCCGGUACUGAUUGUCUACAAGGUGAUCGUCUUGGACGGCUUAACAUCACGGCCAAGGGAAUAAUAAAACGAGAUGAAACAAUGUUUCGAUUUGGAUCCCGUAAUAAAGUGGCCAUUGUUAUGCUAUUGAGCGGUGGUUAUCAACAUACUAAUGCAAGAAUCAUUGCUGAUUCUAUUAUUAAUCUUAUUGAAUUAAAUCUAUUAACACCUUUACAGUGAAAUAUUAUUUUUGUUGUUGUUGUUGUUGUACAAAUAAAGUGCCAAAAAUUUAAACUUGA
This is a messenger RNA of Dermatophagoides farinae (American house dust mite), 1359 nucleotides long. It is a transcript of the gene HDAC11, whose product is annotated as Histone deacetylase 11. The record is from RefSeq and is a predicted model, not a curated record. NCBI's taxonomy places the organism in Eukaryota, Metazoa, Arthropoda, Arachnida, Sarcoptiformes, Pyroglyphidae. Gene Ontology annotation, molecular function: histone deacetylase activity. Gene Ontology annotation, cellular component: histone deacetylase complex. Gene Ontology annotation, biological process: epigenetic regulation of gene expression.